Cucurbita maxima (winter squash) is the source of this 2199-nucleotide messenger RNA. RefSeq names its product L-ascorbate oxidase homolog. The transcript is spliced from 8 exons. Gene Ontology annotation, molecular function: oxidoreductase activity; copper ion binding. Bases 311 to 1927 code for a protein of 538 amino acids. Lineage: Eukaryota; Viridiplantae; Streptophyta; Magnoliopsida; Cucurbitales; Cucurbitaceae. The record is from RefSeq and is a predicted model, not a curated record.
AAAAAAAUUAUUGACCUGACAACUGAAUAUGGUGACCCAAUUUAAUAGCUAAUAAGCUUGUAAUUGUAAUUUCGAUUCCCAAUACCCUUUGGAACCCUCUGAUGCACUUCUUACCUUCACCGACAUAGCCUACAAUUUCAUCCAAAGCCAGUCAAGAAAGCUCAAAGCCAAAGAUUCCAUGGCCUAAAAGAAACCUUAGCGACUAAGUACUAACCCCAUAGCUUUUCAAAGAUAAAGGGCAAUCGCAAUCCCCAUUUCUUGGACUUUUGUUCCAUUUCUUCACUCCCACGCAGCCCUGUUUCAAGAGAGAAUGAGAGGGAUCGGAUUCUUCUGGUCAUUCACUUUCUUGUUCUUGGUUUUGAGCUUGAGCUGCAUCAAUGGAGAGGACCCAUAUAGGUUUUAUACAUGGAAUGUCACCUAUGGUGACAUUUGGCCUCUUGGAGUGAAGCAACAGGGUAUUUUGAUUAAUGGGCAAUUUCCAGGGCCACAGAUUGAAUCGGUUACCAAUGAGAACUUGAUUAUCAAUGUCUUCAAUAGUUUGGAUGAGCCUUUCCUGAUCUCUUGGAAUGGGAUUCAACAGAGAAGAAACUCUUGGCAGGAUGGAGUUUAUGGCACGAACUGCCCCAUCCCACCGGGGAAGAAUUUCACUUAUGUUCUGCAAGUGAAAGAUCAGAUUGGUAGCUACUUCUACUUCCCUUCUUUGGCCUUCCACAAGGCUGCUGGUGCCUUUGGUGGCUUCAAAAUUCAUAGCCGUUCUAUAAUUCCUGUCCCAUUUACUACUCCUGCUGGAGAAUUUACUGUUCUGGCUGGCGAUUGGUACUCAAAAAACCACACUGAUUUGAGAGCCAUUUUAGAUGGUGGUAGUGAUCUUCCUUUCCCUGAUGGACUUCUCAUCAAUGGUCGUGGUCCAAAUGGAAACACUUUCACUGUUGAACAAGGCAAGACUUACAGGUUUCGGAUAUCGAAUGUGGGGCUUACAACUGCAAUUAAUUUCAGAAUACAAGGCCACAAAAUGCUUCUGGUUGAGGUUGAAGGAACUCAUACCCUCCAGAACACUUAUGAAUCCCUUGAUAUUCAUCUUGGGCAAUCCUACUCUGUCUUGGUUACAGCUGACCAGCCGCCACAAGAUUACUACAUUGUCGUAUCUACGCGUUUUACGUCCCAAAUUCUCACAACCACCUCCACUCUUCAUUACAGUAAUGCAGCAGCUAGUGUCUCUGGACCUCCUCCCGGUGGACCGACAAUUCAAACUGAUUGGUCACUUGAACAGGCCCGGUCUCUCAGGCGUAAUCUGACAGCAAACGGUCCAAGACCGAAUCCCCAAGGUUCUUAUCAUUACGGAUUAAUCAAUGUUACUCAUACAAUAAGGCUUCAAAGCACUGCUCCAAUCAUCAAUGGCAAGCAAAGAUAUGCUGUCAACAGUGCGUCCUUCAUUCCAGCUGAUACUCCUCUCAAACUUGCUGACUAUUACAAGAUCUCUGGUGUGUUCUCUCUUGGAAGUAUCCCUGACUAUCCCACUGGUAGUGGUGCCUACCUUCAGACUUCUGUCAUGGCUGCUGAUUUUCGAGGCUACGCUGAGGUUGUAUUUGAGAAUCCCGAAGAUACCGAGCAGUCAUGGCACGUCGAUGGACACAACUUCUUUGUCGUGGGGAUGGAUGGAGGAGAAUGGACACCAGCCAGCAGAUUGACUUACAAUUUACGAGACACGAUCUCUCGAUGUACCGUUCAGGUGUAUCCAAAGUCAUGGACUGCAGUUUACAUGCCUUUGGACAACGUGGGAAUGUGGAAUAUAAGGUCUGAGAAUUGGGUUCGCCAGUACUUGGGACAGCAGCUGUAUCUUCGUGUAUAUUCGCCGGUGAAUUCGUGGCGAGACGAAUAUCCAAUACCGAGCAAUGCUCUUAAAUGCGGUCGAGCAGUCGGUCUCUAACACUCGGACCUCUAUAAAGCAACAAGAGUUCAUGUCAGCAAUCAAUCCCAUCAAAGAUUUAGGUGAUUUUCGGUCAAACAUGUUAGUCUAUACUUCAACGCGAAAGCUCGGUCGUUUUUACGUCGUUUGUUCUGUCUAUGAGUAUCUGUUUCAACAUUUUUUGGCUCACCAGUGUAUUGCUUUGAUUCUUGCUCGUUUCUCUUUGUUGUGCAAGUUUAGUACUCAUCUUUGAGAGAUUGAAUACAAUAUAUUGCUCUAUCAAUUGUAUGAUA